AUGGAAUUCCAGAGGGCUUUUAACCCCCCCCUCCGAUCUCCCCCCCCGGAUCGUUGCAAAACCAGCCAAGGCGAAGUGGGCUGUUGGGAAAGGCAUUCAGGAGGGUCACCCUGGGGAAGAGCCCGGCAGGGGGAAGGGGCGGCGGGGGAGAAGGGCAGGAGGUGGAAGAGGAGGAGGAGGAGGAGGAGGAAGCGGAGGCGAUCGGCUCGCCGGACGCCCGCCCCGGCCAGCCAGCCCCGCACCGUCCGCGGGCUAGCAGCAGGAUCCGUCGGCACACCGGCGAGGAACCAACGCGGAGGAGAGAGCCCGGAGUUGUCCGCCUUCGCCGCCUUCGCCGCCGCCGCCGCUGCUGGUAAGGCUGCCGGAGCUGCGGCCGCCUCCGUCGCCGCCGCCACCGCCGCCGCCGCUGCUCGCCGCCGGGCCCCGGCCGGGGGUGCCGCCGCUGGAUCGCGCCCGUCGCCGCGAGGCUGGGAGUGGAGGAAGGCCGGCGCCGGCGCGGCCGAGGCGCGGCUGCCGCUCAGGGCGCGCGGGUGUCCGGGGGCCAGGUCCGAGGCAGCGCGGCGCAGUCAGCCAUUCAGGAGAGGCGCUUCGGGAGGCUCCGGCGGCGACGUGGAGGACGCGAGAGCCGAGUUGGGGAGACACUUUGGGGUGCUCCUGCCGCCGCCGCCGCCGCUGGUGCCGCCGCCGCCGCCGCCGCCGCUCCUUGCAGUCCUGCCGCCGCCGCCGCCGCCGCCGCUUCUUCGCUCGGUUCUCUCCUUCUCUCGCUUUCCUCUCUUAAUUUCGGUGGGAAAGAUACAAAGGCACAGCCCAAGCCGCUUCGCGCUCGCCCAGCAUACGGAGGAUCCCCAGCCAAGUGCCAAAGCAAAAAGCGAACAUGGAGAGAAGCGAAUGUCACACACACGAAGGGGAGGGAAAAAGCCAAAGGAGAGAGAGAGAGAUCCAAAGAAUUACAGUACUUGGAUUGGAUUCCAUUGUUUAAUGACUGCACCUAGAUGGCUAAGGAGAUUCCAUAAGGAAUAUUUACACACUUACAACAGAAUCCUAUGCAUGUCUACUCAAAACCCGGCAGUAUGCAUUCAGAGGAAUUUUGCCUCUUCCCCUGAAGGUUUCGUCAUCAUGACUUACACCAGGGGUGGACUGAAGAUACAACCAGAGCUACUAGAAUAUCUCUGCAGUGGAUCCACAGAUAUUUCUUACCUUUCUCCCACCUUUAAAUGAUGUGGCUAAGGCUGUAGUCCCACAAGGGAGAAAGCCCCACUGAUCUCAGCUAGACUUAUGUCUGAGUAGACUGCUUUGCCAAUUUCCUGUUCAUACUGGCUACCUGCAGGGAACCCAAGAAAAUGGCUAGCAGGAAGUCACGUCCAUCCUCUUCUCUGUUUCUCUGGAUCCAAUAUGCAAUAUUAAUACAGGUAAAACUAUUCAUUAGGCAUCUGACUGUGAUUCACUGAAUAAAUGACAAACUCUUCUGACAAUGUUAAUUUGUGUAAUUCACACUUUUAAAAAAAUAAACUACUCAAUAACACUAUUCCCUCCAUCAACUACAACUGAAUAAACAGAAUAGUCUGUGUAAGUUAUGGUUACUUUAGUAAUAUGAAGCAAAACUCAGUGUUUGCUGUAUCGGGCAUAUACAUGGUUCAGAUGAUUAUGGUGUGCUGGUGCAUGUGAAGAUGAAAAAAGACUUCCAUAACCUUAUUUGUUUCUCCAUAAAGACCCAUGUGAAACAUGCUAUGUACAGUGAGAAACUAUGUACCAAGGAGUCAUUGUCCGGUCUCUUUGCAAAUAGGAAUUAAAAAACCCCAAUUACUGAACAGUGCAUGUUAGUUUGGCAGUAAAUGCUACUGUGCCCAGUGGAGCUUAGAUCCAUGUAAGUGUGUGUAGGACUGUAGAUUUCAAAUGCUGGCACAAAGCAUUUCCACAGGGCAAUAAUAAUGUCAGAUUAAAUUUUUGGCUUCUUGAUGUAGUCAUAUGAUAAUCUGAGCUUGUCCACUCUAUGGAACAAGUUAUAUAGUGUGUGUGUGUGUGCAUGUAUUAAAAAGCAAGCCAAAAUCAAAAUGCUGCAUAUUUAUUUAUUUAUUUGCAUUUAUAUACCACCCUAGUAGCCCAGAGGGCUCUCUGGGUGGUUUACAAAGAAACAAAGCAUAUGACUAUAUUUUGUAGGAAUUAAAAAAAGAAGAUGCUAGCAUCUUUAGUGGGUAUAAAGAAGCAUGACAGAAAUGGUUUGCUAAUUUACUUUCAUGACUGUCAGGUACAAAUAUGUUCCUUCCGUCUUUAAUCACAAUGAUAAAAUUCCCCAUUUGCUUCAAACAGGGUAAUACUGGAAUCUUAUGAUAAUAUUUUAUCUUUUUUAUGUCCCUCAAGUUCAAUUUUGGAAAGAUGUAACAUGAACUCAGUUUCUCCCUGCUGCAGCCCCCCUCCCCACUGUCCACAUAGCUCAUGUGCCAAUCUUUUUAGAAGUAAAAUGAAAGCAACUGGUAUCUCAACAACCAUUUCAGUGCUUGAAGAGUAUGACCUUAACUAGAUUAGUUAUGAUAAAAUGCAUUAGUACAGAAGUGAAACUUUAGAUGAGCUAAUGUUAGGAUAGAAUACCUUCUUAAUCUAUAUAAAAAUAUACAACUAAUAUACCUCAAAUUGUUUCCUUAGUCUCUGGGCUUCCAAAUCUGGAGAAUUCUCCAAGGAUAUAUCACAAUUAUGGGAGUCUUUUUUGCUUUAAUAACUAAUAUAACGUGCUUUGAAGUAAUGUGGUCUCACACUGUAAUCUACCAUCAAACACCUAAACUAACAGAAAAAGUAGAACCAUCACAAUGGAGAUUGUAGAGACGGAAGUGUGUAAUCAGAUAAAUGAAAAGAAAGUUUUGAAAAGGAUUGCAGAGGAGUAACAGGAGAUAUUACUGGUGUGUUUCUUACUUCAUUGUUGUUUUUCUUUCAGUAAAAGUUCUAUCAGCUGGGGAGAGUUGUUCUCUUCUUUGAAGCUAGCUCUUGUUUCUCUGAAGUCAGAUUCCUUAUUCCCAGGGCUCCACUCUGCAAUGCCAGCACAAACAUACAUCAGCAGCUGCACAGCACUUUCAAGAGUUAGCAAGAAGCUAUCAAGCAAUUACUUUUUCCACUUUAGAUCCAUGCCUGUGAUUUUGCGUUCCAAGUCUGAAGAUUGGGGUAUGAGAAAAUCAAAGACAAUGAGUGAAGUCAACAAUUGCAGAAAGCAUACUUGUGUAGACUAGGAAAUGGCUUAUACCUGCAAUUAACUGGAAAGUUAAUAUUGUAUAAAUGAGCAGCAUAACAUCAACAAAACAUUUUAGAUUAGAUGUUCUUUGAAUUUUUGGGCACUAACAGAAAAUGUUAGUGUACUAUCAGUCAGGCUGAUAGAAAAUCCUAGCCUAGCAUAUCCUACUUGGUGUAUUCUGCACUUGAUCUUUUGCUUAGAAACAUUGUGUUUGAACCAGGCUUAAUCAUGCUUUGAGUCGAUUAACUUGUUCCAUUAAUUUCAGUGAGUCUGCCUUAGCAUGACUAAAUCUGGAUCUAACCUAUUGUUACCAGUCAGAUGAUGAAGUGCAGGAUAUACAAUGUGUACAGCAGAGUUUAUGAGGCCGUCAGUUUAGAAAAGCUGCAGGUAUGUUGAGCUGUAAGUCUGCAUAUAUGCUUGCCACAACAUGCAUGAUGUAACAUUGAAGUAGCACAUGCAUACACAUUUGUAUGCGCAUGUAUUUGUAUCCCAUAAUCAUUCUACCUCAAAAAAGAAAGAGAUAAUUUAAUUUUCAUUAAAUUGAUCUCUAAAAUCUAACUUAUUUUCUCUACUGGUGGGUUGUUAACCGGGGCUGAUAGGUGUUUGGAUCCUCUGGAUCCAUUGCUUCUGCCUUCCUUAUCAAUUGUGCCACUGUCAAGAGUCCCUGUUCUUCCCUUACUGAGCUUGAAGUCUGAACCACAGGAGAGGGAGCUACUCUGGGUGUGUGUGUGUGUUUGAGGUGGCUAGGAUAGACUUGGGGUGGAUGGAUGAGGGAAAUCAAUCAGAGCUUCUCCUCUGAGGUUGAUGCUGUCUUGGAGUUGGAGUUUUGCUGUGAUGACUCCUUGGAAACAGAAUUUCUGUCCAUAAAGCAAUGUGAUAUAGUAAUACAAGCUGAAUAUUUGCAAAGAAAACAUGAGCUCAAGCAGAAUGAACAUUACUAGCCACUGAGUUUUUAAAGGAGCAGUUUUGUAGGCAUGUUUAGACAGAAAAAAGUCCUACAACUCGGCAUUGCUGGCUUGGGAGUGCUGGGAGUUGUAGGAGUUUUUUUCUGUCUAAACGUGCAUUGGAUUUCACCCUAUGUGAGCCUUGUGAUAUGAAGACUUGUGUCAGCUGUCAUUUCUUGGCUGCUUCACAAUUUGGUUUUAAAAAGUAAGUAGGGAAAAGUGACUUCAGGAGGCUCCAUAAAAAGUUUUAUAGAUCACAGAUGUUAGUUAUGGUUACUGUAUGUGGAACAUUUGUUGGUAAUAGAAAACAUACCAAAAAUGGCAGCGUCUCACAGAUGAUAAAGAAGAUGUCAGCCAUCUGGUCACUGAAGUACUGUUGAUGCCUUUACUAUUGUCACUGAUGAGCAGAGCCUGUGACCUAAGAGUAAUGGAUGCCGUAAACACCACUGGGUGGCCAAAAUGCAGAGGGAUUCCUGCCUAUACUGGAAACUAUUUCAAGAACUGUUGAUUCAAGAUAAUCGCUGGAACCCACAACUUCUGAAAUAAUUUUGGGCAUCCCUGGUUCUGAGAACAUAAGCUGAUUGUCACCUUUCUUUUAGUACCUUAAAUGACUUCUCUUUCUUAAGAAGGUUUCCAUACUGAUUGUUCCAUAGGAAUCCAUUAUUGUUCUUCUAAAAUGGGUGGAUUUUAUUCUGUUAGUCUGACUUAGAAUAGGCUUGGAAUUUCCAUUGAAAUGAAUGGAGAUAAGUCAUACUAGCAUUGGAUACAACCCCAAGAGCUGUAUCUCCUCAAGCAUGUGAAUAUUUACAUAGUAUCAGCUCAAAGCAUCUUACUGCCUUGAGCCCAGUGCCAAAUGGCACCCCCUUUUCCAUCCCCCCCGCCUCCCCCAGUGCUAGGUCUAUCCCUUUAAAAAGUAUUGAGAUGCUAAUUUCUGUCCUCCUGCACCCCGUGCACUCCCAUGGUUCAGGCUGCAUCACCACCAGCUUGGCAGGCCCAGUUCUGGCAAUAUAUAUGUCUUCAAAACAAUAAGAACUGUGUUUAUAACUCUGCAUUGACUGAAAAUCCUUGAGUAGUUUGAAGAAAUGUAUGGUAAAGGCAAUGGCCAUGCUGUCUGGGGAUGAAGGGAGUCGUCGUCUAACACAGCUUAGAGACAUCAGGUUGUGGAAGGCCGAUUUGAAGGAACUCUUCAUCCACUGUGCCUUUCCAAACCUACUUUCCCACAGAGUGCCAGUAGGUGAGAAAAAACAUCUUUUCUUGUAGAAAGGCAGUAUUUUAAGCACUGUUGAGUUGACUAAAACGCUGGGAAGAUCAGUGCUCACAUACAGACUGAAUCAAAAUGUUAUGUCUGAGCCUCAGUUUUUGACACUGGUGUUCCCUUCAUACUUACUACACAUUCCUAUGAACCAAGGCAUAGCCAGUCUCCACACUCUUGUGCCAUUUUACUUCACUGAACACUGUAACACACCUCUUUAGAAUUGCACAGAGCUCCACCUAAUCAUGGAAGAGACCUUUUCAUCUCAAUGAAUUCUACAUAUUCCACUGAAUAUUUUUACUUAGAAAGAAAGAGAAAAGUGUAUAAUGAAUUUUUAAAAGUCCACUUGUUCAUUUAUUGUCAUAUAUCAAGGUCAGGCUGCUACAUUUCAGAAAAAAUGGCAAGACACAGUUCACUGUAUUUUUUUCCCACGGAGAGAUUUAUUCUCUGAAAAUUGCCCCCAUUUAUUGUAUCUUCUUUUCUUCACACAUAGAGAUAGAAAAGCAUAUGUGCAGUAUGAUAUAUCUGUAUCUCUUUCUAUACAGCCAUUAGGCUGAAAAACAUAUUUGAAGGUAUGUGAAAAUCCUCUAUGAAUGGUACCUAUUUCUGUCUAUCGUAUGCUUCUCAGUAAAAUUACAUUGUAUUUCAAAACUGUGUUAUAUAUUAUUCAGACACCAAAACUCAAAUUGUGAAGCAUUCGCAUCCAUUUGGGAGCAAUUAUUUACACCAAUAUUCUCCCCAUCUCACCAGCUUCAGCAGAGUGAGAUGACAGUUCAGAGCCUUGUCCUUCAUUAAAGGCUAUCUUACGCAGCCAGUCGAUUAUCUCUUUGUAUGAUGAUGUCACUCAGAAGCCUUAUGCCAUCGAUAACUGCAGCUUGCACAUUGUGAAUGUCCCAAAGAGUGAGCUGAUACACACUUGCUUAGGAUCUAAAUUCUGAGCAGAACACCUUCUCCAAGACCAACUGGCCCAUGAUUGGAGAUAAGCCAUGGAGGAUUCGCGCAUAAUCCCACCAAGGCGCAUGACUAAGAGUACAACAAUUCGAGAUCAUGUGGUAACAACCCAACUCUGGAAUUCCCUCCCUGGGGAAGUGUGGUUGACUCCCGCAUUGUUGGGUUUCAGAUGACAAUUAGAGCCAAAGUAGCACAGUGGUUAAGAGCUCAGGUCCGCGACUCAUGUGGUGUGGGUUCUCGUUCCUGCUCAGCCAUGGAGCUGACUGGGUGAUCUUGGGUCAGUCACAGACUCUCAGCCCAACCUACCUCAUGGGGUGUUGUUGUGGGGAUAAGAUUGAAAGCAGCAGGAGGAGAAUGAUGUAAACUGCUUUGAAUUCUCGAAAAGGUGGGAUAUAAAUCUAAUAAAUAAUAAUUAAAAGCAUAACUGUCCACCUGAUUUUUUGGAAUGUAAUAUGUCACUGGGACCUUAUGAUUUCAGAUUGUACAUUGUCUUAUUCUGCUGUUCCCAUUAUGUGGUUGGAGGUUCUCUUUCUUUAUAUCUUGAUGUAGUUUUAGAUACUGCCCUGGGAUCCCUUGGGAGAGAUGACAGAAAAAAAUGAUGAUAAUAUUUUUUAUUGGACAUCACCUGGAGUCAGUCUCAGCAUGUAGUUGCUUACAGCUGAGUGUGCAAACUACUUCCACACACAGGUAUUGUGUUGGAAGCAAUUAGGUUCUAACUAUGGUGAUGGAUCUGUGAAGCCUGUGCAUGAAAGUAAUUUGUUGUCAUCUAUUUAAAUACAUACCCCUUCCAUAUUCCAAAGGCUUGGGAGGGGUAAAACAGUGCUUGAGUUAUGGGGGAAAGGCAGCAGGCUCUGCAUUCAUUCAUUCAUUCACUUAUUAAACUUAUAUCCCCCAACUUAUAUUCCCUUAAAACUUAUUAUUAAACUUAUAUUCCCCAAUUUAUAUUCCCCAGUAGGACUCUCAAGGUGGAUUACAGAACAACAAAAUAAAAACAUAUAGUAAAACAAAGUAACAUUGAAACAGUAAUCUACAGAAUCUAACAAUAAACCAACAAUAUACACAAUUCACAACAAUGACAUACAGCUGAGAGUUAGACAUUAACGUGAGAAGUUAAAGCAAUAUAGGUUAAAAUUCUAAGACACCAUAAAAUUUAAUUCCAUUGAUUUGCACAAAAUACAAUCAUUUCUUAAAAUGCCUCGAAGAUAAUGUUGGUUUUGCCUGGUGUUGAAAAGGUUGUCAUGGUGGUGCCAGGUGAACUGCUCUUGGGAGGCUGUUCCAUAGGUGGGGCACAACUACUGAGAAGGCCCCUCUUCUAUUCACCAUCCUUGUUACCUCCUUGCUUUCUACAUGAAAUCCACAAGCUCCGUGUCUGCCUCCUUCCAAUUUAAACAAAGCAUAACCAUCCCCCAGACCUGCUCAUGCAAUAGGUAAAAGUGUGGAGGGGGCAAAGACAUGGCCCCGUGCCCCUAGUAGCUCAGCCUUCCCACAUUGAUAGGGAAGACUUGAAGGUGGCUACUACUUGUGUUCAUGGACUACAGAGAAGCCUGCUUGCAGGAUGACUUGCAGUGGGAUAGAAAGUGGCACGCAAGGCUCUUUCCGUCCAUACCUUGCUUCAGAGAUGACAGCAGGGAUUCCUCCAGGGGAAUUCAUCUCAGGGCUAGGUUUGGAAGACAAGAGUCCCUUGCCCUCAGGGAAACUCAGGGGGCUCCCUGGGCCUGGUUGAUGGGCCUUGAUAGGCAGGAUUAGGGCUGUGGUUGCUGCAUCCUUGAUAUACAUCAUUGCUUGAGGUUUGAAUGUGCUUCCUUCAUCAAAACCUCCUCACAGUUUAGCAUUUAUUGCAUCCAAGAGUUUGGGUCUUUGGACACUGCUUAAUCUUGGUACCCCUGCAUUGCCAGCUGGGGGAGGAUUUGCUUUUUGAACUUUGGACAACUCAUCUAUAGAAUCCCAAAUAGUACAGCAAGGCCUUGGAGCAUAACUUG
Molecule: messenger RNA, 8343 nt
Organism: Varanus komodoensis (Komodo dragon)
Lineage: Eukaryota; Metazoa; Chordata; Lepidosauria; Squamata; Varanidae
Product: histone-lysine N-methyltransferase SETD1A-like
Exons: 6
Coding region: 1-1218 (405 amino acids)
Source: RefSeq, a predicted model, not a curated record